AUGCUGGAAUGCACAUGGAAUCGCCAAGGAAGUGCACACGGAAGUGUCCAGGAGAGAAAAAUUUUUAGACCCAUCUCAAUUUUACCUACACUAUCGAAACUACUUGAAAGACAUGUGCAUAUUUCGUUCUACAAAUUUUUAAAGUCAAACAACCUGCUGCAUAAAGCUCAAUCUGGUUUUCGAAAUUUAUUUUCCUGUGAAACAGCUAUUACCUACAUGAUUGACAAGUGGGCUAAAGCAAUAAAUGAAGGAUAUAUGAACGGAGUCGUCCUUUUAGAUCUCCGUAAAGCUUUCGAUCUAAUUGAUCAUAGUAUCUUGCUACAAAAGCUACGAAUGUAUAAAUGCAGUACAAAUUCUGUAAAUUGGUUUUCAUCGUACCUACAAAACAGAUAUCAAAGUACAUCUGUGAAUGGUAAAAUAUCUUCCAAACUACCUAUGAUGAAAGGGGUUCCUCAGGGAUCUAUUCUGGGCCCCUUGCUUUUUAUUGUCUUUAUUAACGAUCUGCCACUGUCUAUCCCACAUGGCGACAUAGAUAUGUAUGCGGAUGAUUCUACCAUCACGACAUCUGCGAAAACCAUAAACCAACUCAAUGAAAACUUAAAUCAAGCUAUGGAUGAGGUUUCAAAUUGGUGCAAUGACAACAAAAUGAUGCCAAAUACAGACAAAACAAAGUGUAUGCUCAUAACAUCGUGGCAAAAACGGCUUCACAUACCACAAAAUGAAGAUCUGUGUGUAAGCCUUAACGAUAUAGUACUGGAAAACGUUACUUCAAAACCAUUACUUGGCGUCACUAUGAAUCAUAAUCUGUCCUGGGAGGAUCAUAUAAACACCACUGUUUCAAAGAUAAAUAGGAGUAUAGCUGUACUUCGUAGAAUUAAACAAUAUUUACCGCUACAGACACGGAAACUUUUCUUUAAUGCGCACAUUCUUCCACACAUGGAUUAUUGUUCCAUUGUUUGGGGUGGUUCACCUCAUGUUAAGAAGAUCAAUUUAGCUCAACAAAGAGCAGCCAGGGUAAUUUUGGACAUCACGGAUAAUCGUUACCCCAGUAAAGACAUGUUUUUAACAUUAAACUGGAUGCCUAUCGAGGAUCGUAUUAAGUACCAUAAAGCUAUUAUGGUCUACAAAAGUCUCAAUUAUAUGACAAAUAUGUUUAGGUUUGUCAGACAAGUUCAUACAAAGACAACCCGAUCAAGCUCUGCAAAUGAUCUGUAUUUGCCUUCAGGAAAACAUAAACAGAUAUAUACAAAUACGUUUGGCUACAGUAGUGUAAAGAUAUGGAACACAUUAAGUUCAAACAUUAGAGAAAGUGUAUCGCUAAACAACUUUAAGAGGAAAUGUUUAACAAAUUAUUUUUUAACUAGUAACUGA
Messenger RNA from Paramuricea clavata, 1371 nucleotides. NCBI's taxonomy places the organism in Eukaryota, Metazoa, Cnidaria, Anthozoa, Malacalcyonacea, Plexauridae. The record is from the annotation of a GenBank genome assembly.